CGUGACUUGGCCACACCAAUUGCGACGGCUUGUAAUGUGGGGGUGACGCGCGCGCACGAGAUAAGCGAGAGAGGGAGAGAGUGUAAGAUAAAGCCAACGGAGAGAAAAGAGCGGGAGAGAACUGGCACCAUGUCCGAGGAAAAGCCCAAGGAAGGUGUAAAGACUGAAAACGACCACAUCAAUCUAAAGGUGGCAGGGCAGGAUGGAUCUGUUGUCCAGUUUAAAAUAAAGAGACACACUCCUCUCAGCAAGUUAAUGAAAGCAUACUGCGACAGACAGGGUUUGUCGAUGAGACAGAUACGGUUCAGGUUUGAUGGUCAGCCUAUAAAUGAAACGGACACCCCUGCACAGCUUGAGAUGGAGGAUGAAGAUACUAUUGAUGUAUUUCAACAACAGACAGGUGGUGUGUGUUAAGCUCCUUCACCAGAAUGGAUGAAGCCCCAUGAGCCUUUGUGCACCAUACUUCCCACUUCUUUCCUUCAAAACAAUGAACAUGCUGAUCACACAACAUUUCUGAAAACGUUAGCGGACUAUCCAGAAAAUGUUUUCAUUUAUCUGUUUUCUUCUUUUUUGCCCUACUUGCAAGCGUUGGAAGUUUUGUUGUUAAGAGGGCCAAUAUCAAGAAUCAUUAUUUCCUACAUAUAAAGUGGUCAUGUUUUUCUUGUAUUUUAUUAUGUUUUGUGUGGCACUGUUCAUUUUUACAGCAGUUUUUUUUUUUUUUUCUUCCAUUUGUAAAUAUUUUGGACUUUUUCCUAUCUACAGUAAAAUUGACCCAUUCUAUGCCAGAGCACUCUAAUUCUUGUAGAAAAGGUUAGCUUUGUCUCCCAAGCUAUAAAGUUCAUGUAUCUGAUUAACUUCUGGUAGGAGGAUGGUUGUGCUUUAUUGCCAAUAAAGUAAACAUUUGGCUUAUUUGAGUUAUGCUUCUUAGGCCGUGUGAAGUACUGCAGGUUGACUUGAGUACUUUGGUCACUAGGUGAGAUCGCACAACCUGAUCUUAUGUUUUAGCAAUUGGUUGAAAUCAGACCACUGCCAUUUGGUUUAAAAGAUCAACAUAUUUGGUACCUUUGCACUCUUGUGACCUUUAAAUGCCCUGCUAAGGGAACCUGUCGCUUUUUAUAAAUGUUUAGGAUUUGCUAUUGCUGACUUGGUCUAACAGGGCAACUUGUAGGAUUCUCAGGCUCACUGACUUAGAAUUUGUAGCUUAGUUCAAAACUCCUGGCAUGCUUAGUCAGUGAUUCAUUCAGUAAAGAAAUGGAAAAGAGGAUGAUUGUGGAGCCUAAACUUUCAGACAUGUUGGCUUUGGCAGCACCCCUGCCAUCCACACAGGUUUUCUUCGCAACAAGCUAGUUGUGUCCAAACUAAAGUAAUCAGGCCUUUGCUUUUUGAACAUUUUGCUGUAAAAACGGUGUGCUAGUAAAGUUAAUUAAUUCCAUAUUACGCAUGUGAAGUACUAGACUGGGGUUUUCCCUAUAUGCCCCUCUUUAGGAAUUGAAUGUUCCAGAAAUAUGGAUUUUAUACUAAUUAGGUUUUAUUCUAACUUUACAUUAAAGAAAAUCCCACUUUUAAAAUCUUAUUCUGGUGUUCUUGAUUUGAAGAUAGACUGAAAUGCGGAUUACUGCUGGCUAAAAUGCCAUUCAAAAAGAAACUGCUUCAUGUUGGCAUUUAAAUGUUCAUUAUUUUUUUUUUGUACUUGUUACUCUGGUAUUCCAGUACAAAAAAUAAAAUGCCAUUUGAGUAAUUAAAACUCCUUCUCCAAUAGGAAUCUUGUUUGUAUUGCUCAUUAGUCUCUAGAGUGUGGCCUCUGGUUUCUUUUAAUCCUUGUAUCUGCUGGAUAAAUGUAUUAUUUCAAUUACAAAAUAAAGAAACAUCAAAAAUA
Rana temporaria (common frog) is the source of this 1876-nucleotide messenger RNA. RefSeq names its product small ubiquitin like modifier 3 (gene SUMO3). Bases 130 to 414 code for a protein of 94 amino acids. Gene Ontology annotation, molecular function: ubiquitin-like protein ligase binding; protein tag activity. The record is from RefSeq and is a predicted model, not a curated record. Lineage: Eukaryota; Metazoa; Chordata; Amphibia; Anura; Ranidae. Gene Ontology annotation, cellular component: nucleus. The transcript is spliced from 4 exons. Gene Ontology annotation, biological process: protein sumoylation.